AUGGCUUCAGAGAUCAAGGUUGAAGUAAUUCACAAGCACACAGUUAAGCCAUCAUCUCCAACUCCUCACCACCUUAGAAGUUUGGGCCUCUCUGGUUUUGAUCAGUUUCAACCUGAUAUUCAUAUCCCACUAAUUCUCUUCUAUCUCAGCAGUAGUGAUGAGUUUGAUAAUUUUGAUCAUCAUUCUUUGUUUGCUGAAAAAUCCAAGCUUCUAAAGAAAUCAUUAUCUGAAGCCCUCACUCGAUUCUACCCCUUUGCAGGAAAAUUCGAAUAUAAUGUUUCCAUCAGCUGCAAUGAUCAUGGAGCUGCCUUUCUUGAAGCGCAAGUGAACUGUCCCAUAUCAAAGAUUUUGGACAAACCUGAAUUUUCGAACCUAAAUCAAUUGCUUCCAACUGCUAUAGGAGCCAAACAAGCAGAAGUAAGCUAUCUUCUACUAGUUCAGGCCAAUUUCUUUGAAUGUGGUGGAUUGGCAAUUGGGGUCAGCAUUUCACAUAAGGUCGCUGAUGCCUCAACAUUCAGCACAUUCAUCAAAAGCUGGGCUCAAAUUGCCCUUGGCUCAACCAGCACUACCGAUCAUGUCGUGCUUCCUGCAGAAUUUGGUGUUACAGCUUCUCUAUUCCCACCCCAAGAUUUCUUCAACUCACCCCAACCCACCGUGCAUUUUCCUAAAGAGAAAUGUAUAACACGGAGGUUUGUGUUUGAUGCCUCAAAUAUUGCUGCUCUCAAGGCCAAAGCGGCCAGUGCCACAGUGCCAAAUCCUACACGAGUUGAAGCAGUGUUGGCGCUCAUUUGGAAAUGUGCAAUGGAAGCUUCAAGAUCGAAUUUGGGUUUUAAAAAGCCAUCAGUGUGUUGUCAAGCAGUGGACAUGAGGAAAAGAUCAUCAGGGCAGGCCUUUGCAGAAAAUAUAUUGGGGAAUUUUGUGUGGUGCUUCACGGCAAUGGCCUUAGAGAGUGAAUUUGACUUCGAAAGUUUGGUUGCUAAACUCAGAAAAAGCCUUGAGGAAUAUAGAGAAAAGUAUCCCAACGGAGUUAGUGGUGAUGUUGUAUUGCAAACCAUCGAAGAGUCUGGUAACCUGGCAAGGGAUGAUGUCGAAACCUAUAUGUGUACCAGUUGGUGCCGGUUUCCCUUCUACGAAACCAAUUUUGGUUGGGGAAAGCCGUCAUGGGUGAGCAUCCGUAGCAUCGAAAUCAAGAACAUGGUCACAUUGAUGGAUAUGAGUGACGGCAUGGGCAUAGAAGCGUCAUUGACUUUGAAGAAAGACGACAUGGCCAUGAUUGAAAGUAGUAAGGAGUUGCUUGCAUAUGCAACCCUGAACCCGACUGUGAUUUAG
This is a messenger RNA of Prunus mume (Japanese apricot), 1329 nucleotides long. The record is from RefSeq and is a predicted model, not a curated record. NCBI's taxonomy places the organism in Eukaryota, Viridiplantae, Streptophyta, Magnoliopsida, Rosales, Rosaceae.